AUGCAUAAUUCAGAUUUGUCUAAUACCAUCCCAGGGCUAUAUCGUUUACUCGAUUUGUGUAAAGAUGAUGGAUCAAACGGACGCGUUGACAAGAUAAUCAUUUCUACUGAGUCGUUGAAAAAACUUUGCAACGAUUUAAAGCCAGAUAGCUUCAAGUCGAUUUCUAAUAUCGAUUACGCAAAAUUGAAUCAUACCAAGUUAAAGCUCAUUGGUUGUUAUGGUAACCAUGUAUUAAUCGCGAACCUUUUAUUGAGGAAUAAUAUAAUUAAUAAACAAAUCUAUAACUACCUUACCUGUUUGGAUUCUUCUGAUGCUAAUCAGGCCCAUGAGGGUAAACCUACUCUUCGUCCUGGAAUUUAUCUGCUUAGAGUAAACGUUGACUUAGGUCUAGUGAUUCAUUGGCCUGAACUUGGAUGUUAUGAAGAAAAUGCACCUUCUCAUAAAAAGAAAAAUAUGAUAAAUUUGCACAGAUAUCUUACUAAACUUACAGACCAUCAAAUUUGCUUAAUAAGUGAAAGAACAGGUGUUGAGUUUGAAGUCAUGAAGAGUCAGGAAGAAAAAGAAGAUUUUAUACCUUAUCCUGGAUUUAAGAUCAAGUUGCCUUCUGAAAUUAAGCGUGAAAUUGAUGUUGAUAAUACUGAUUGCCCGUUACCAUUUAUCAUCGAGUCAACUUUUCAUCAGGCAUUUGCUACAGUGAAGAAAGUGCGAGCAAAAUCAAAAACUAAUAAAUAUUAUAAAACUGUUCGUUCUGAAUCCGAAUUUCACAAAAUUAUUGAAGGUCAUACACUUCUCAUAGCCCGUGAAAUGCGUGUUGAUUAUUUGAAAAGGUUAAUUAAAUUUGGAUUUGUUGAGUUGGAAAAUGAACUCUUAAGCCCAUUGAACGAUGCAUUGGCAGCCGAAAGAUUAGCUCUAGAGAAAAGAAAAGGAAAUGAAAGAAAUAUUAUUAGUGAAGACGGAAAAAUUAUCGAAAAUAUGUUUUGGAAUAAGUUAAAAGAAACAUACAGUGCUUUUGAAGAUUUUAUUUCUACAAACAAGACUAAUAGCUCUCAUAUGCCAAUUGAUGGAGUUUCAGAAAUCCAAAACGACACAGAUACACAGCUCGUUGUUGAAGGAAAUGAAACAGUUCAAGAUAAUAAUGAUAGAAAUGAGGCAAUUAAAGAGUUGUAUAAAUUAUUAGUUAACCAAGAGACUGAUUUUCACAAAAUAGUAACGAAAUAUUUCCAGGAACAGAAAAAAAAAAGUCAACAUAAAGAUGACACAAAUGAAUUUUUUUUGUCAAAAUUUCUUAAAAAAAUUUUUACCUUUGAUGAUUUUAAUAUUAGAGACAUUAUUUCAAACAUAGAUACUAGAAUUAAACAGAAAACUGAUAGUCACUUUAUUCAGGACCUCCAUAGUUAUAAGUUUGAGAAUGUUGACGAAAUCACGAAACAUCAGAUUACAUCUCGCUUUUUAGAUGCAUAUCAAGAAUGGAGAAAUGAUACAUUCUACUCAAAGAUGAAAAAAAGUAUACCAAAAUAUUCCGAUAAAUCAAAAGAUAUUAAUUCAAGGCUAGAAGAUGAAAGUAAAUUAAAUCAAAAACAAAUUAAUGAUAGGGAAUUUCCCAGAAUUUUUUCCUACGGUAACGGUCUCGUUGUUACUUAUCAUUUAGAAGAAAUUGAACCUGAACAAUUACAAUAUACAAUCUAUAAUACAAGUCUUGAUCAAAGUGACAUUCUGAAUUUGAGGCAGGAUGAAUUACAUGUUUCUAAUCCCACAAUUGACAUGUAUCAUCAUAAUAAUUGUUUUUCCUUUCUAAUUAAUCCGCAAACCUAUGAGCUAAGAAAAAUAGCAUUAUUUGAAAACAAUAAAUACUUUAUUGCCCUAUGGAAUAUCAAUCAAAAACGGCUUGAAAUUUAUUACGAAACUUUGAAAAGAACAUUAUAUAAUCCAAUUCAAUUAGAAGAAACUGUAUAUAGAAAGCCUAAGACUUUACAUCCAGAAGAACAAUGUCUUAUCGCAUUAGACGUUUAUGUCAUUGAUGAAAGCCAACAAUUUUAUAAACGAACUGGAGGUGUUCAAAUUUGUGCAUGGUAUGGUAAUAACAUACCUGAUGUCAAAUUUUUAUUCUUCAUCAAAGACAAAGAAGAAAUUUGCUUUGUACAAACCGAUGGUCAGGCAAGGAUAUUUAAUUUGGUCACCAACCAGUUUUUGCCAGGAACAGCUCAUUUUCCAGAGAAUGCUAGUAAUAUUGUCUGCACUCCAGAUGGCUCUUGUAUUGUAGCUUUUGUUGAAGAAAAUGUAUCAGGAGAAAAUGCAUCAGAAGAAAAUCCAUCAAAUGAAAAUCCAUCAAGCGAAGAUAUACUUAAUGAGCAGGAUAAUGAGUCUGACAUAUCGAUUAGUGAUACAGCUUCAAAUAGUGAUACAGAAGAUUCAACUAAUGAGCCUAACAACACACACGAAUUAGCAAUAAAACGUGCAUAUAUUUAUUUUUCUUCAGGUUUUGGAAGACCAGCUAGUAAAGUAAUUCAAUUGCCCCCAAUUAUAUCAACCUUGGAGUUUAUUCAAUUUUCUUGCAUUGAAAAUCAAAUUAAUCUUACAACAUUUGAUAUACAUGCAGGAAUAUUUCAAUCCCUAAUUAUUAGAAUUACGCAUGAGAAAACACAAUACAGUUUUCAACAAAAAUUUAAUAAACGAUCACUUGGAAAAGUUAGAGCAAUUAAAAAUUCUUCUCGAGAUAUGGAACUAGAAGGCGAUGAUACUUCAUUUAUGCGUGAUGUCAAAAAAGGAGAAAAUCUUGUUAUUAUGGGAGAAAAAAGAAUUGUUUUGAAAGUAUAUUCUGAUAUAAAGCUGAAAGUUUCUGGGAUAUUUCAGUGUAUGAUUGGCAUUGAUUCUUGGAUGGAAUUUCGUAUUGAACCUAAGACGAAGCUUAAUGGAUUCGUCGAUGCAUAUAAAUCAAUGUUUGAAAAGUAUCCCAUUGAUAAUAUUAUAGAUCCAGAUCAAAAUCGCACAUUAAAUUUACAAAUAGCAUUAGAAUUAAAGGAUAAUGAAAAGAUAUCAAAUUAUGAAAAUAAAUUUCAAGAUUAUGUAGCAGAUAUGUUUGAAGAAUUAAAAAGAUCAACAAACAAACCUGCAACUUCUAUAAAGCGAUUUGUAUUAUCAUGUUUAUCUUUUUCGGAUUUUGAUCUAGAGGACUUGAAUGAUGAAUUAAGUGAUCUUAAGAAAAAUCAAUUAGGAGAAUGGAUAAUUCAACUUUGCAUUUUGAUUCCAAUACAAAUUGCUGUUGCAAGAAACAAUAUAUUUCAGCCACUUUGCAAUGGUUUAACAUCAUUUGAUGCAGAACUUGUUAAUUCAGGGGCAUUAAGUGUUGAUGGAAUUGCACAGAAUAUUAGUUUUGGAUGGUAUGAGGGAAUAUUUAAAUAUUUUGGCGAUAGGCUAGUAAAAGUUGUUUCAAGCAUGGGAGAACAAUAUAUGUUAAACCAUUUAAUUGGAACAACAUUUGAUGGCUCAGCAAUGCGCUGUACUGAAGGAGUAUGGAUGUCCUUAGCGAUUACCAAAAAAUGUAUUUAUGUCGCCUUGGAUUUUGAAGGACUUAAAUCUCUUGAACGGUCACCACAAGAGGAUACGUUUUUAACAUUAUUCAACACUGUGAUAUCAAACCUUAUUCUUUUCAAGAAUCAAUUUGCUGUCAACAGGGAUAUGUCAACAAUGUUCCAAAGAUUCCAAGAUGGUGCUACAUUAUUAAACGAUGAAAAAAUAUUCCAGGCGAAACUUUGCAUCAUAAUUAAAGAUGUACCUAAACAAGAUCGUGAUGGGAUUGUAUCAGAAUUUUCUCUGAGAUUCAGAACAAUGGUUAUGCAGGAAGGAGAAAAUAACUUUAUAACAAAAAUGUAUCCUGGCGGUUUAAAUAUAAAUCCUUGGCCAAUGUUUAAUAAUCCUGAGUGGUUUAAGAGUUUAAGAGAUAUCAAAAAGAUGCUAGAUAAACAAGAGGCAAAAUAUGAGAAUGCGCGAACAUUUUUGCAAAAUACAAAAGUAUUUAUGGCUAAAUUAAAGAUCUGUGAUUGGGGUUCUUUAGAUGAGAAUUUGGUACAAAUCCGUGUAUCUACACUGAAAAGAUUGCUUGAUAUUGCAAUAUCUCUUGGUAUCGAGGAAAAAACGAAUACAAUAGAACAUCUGACGAAUCACGAUACUGGUGAAAUAAUUCUCGAUCAAUUUAUAAAUCUAAUUGAAAUUUUUGAUGACAUUAAGGAUGAAUGUGAAUUGAUUUUGGAUUCAGAUCUUCGUCUUUUAGAUGAAAAUACUGAUUUUGUACCAUUAUCAGCUGAUUUGAGAAUUUACUUUGAAGACAAAGUACAAAAUCGCAGAGAUUGUUCUAAUGAUACUGAAUGGUUUGAAAAAUUAUCAAAAUUCUUUAAAUUUAUUAUUCAGCGGCGAAUUAAUCGUGUACAAGAAUGGUUUCAACAAAAUACCAGCAAGUUUUCGCCUGAUAAUAGUGAUGUUAAAGAUGGUGCAUAUGCACUAGAUCAGUUGAUCAACAGAAUUUCACUGCUUUGGACAUUAUGUGGCCUUUCCUGUCAGGAGUGUAAUUUAAAAUGUCUGAAAAAUCGACAUCAUGAAGAUGCGCAUGACUGUUUGACAGAUCAUAAUUGUUAUGCAACUUGCGAAUUCGUUGAUGCACAUUCGAAUGGUGAAAAGCGUAAUUGCCAAAAGAAAUGUGCAAAAGAAAUAGGCCAUGAAGAUGAAGAACAUAUAUGUCAAUCAAAGCGUCAUAAUUGUGGUGCACCUUGUUCUUUACAAGCCAAUACUAAAAAGGGUUUUUAUAAAUGCCCUAAUAAAUGCAUUAUCCCUUGUGAGGAUGAACAUGAACAACAUUGCUGUGAAAAUGACUCUGCAUGUCCAAUUCAAUGUCCAAUUCCUGAUUGCCAACGACGGUGUCAGAGUACAGAUCACUUUCAUGCUUUGCAGCCACAACAAAUUCAUUUUUGCGGUAAUGAGCAUCAAUGCCAAGAUGAUUGCCAAGAAUUAGGAGUUUGCAGAGUUAUAAAUGAACCGAAAAAACAAGAGGAAGUUUAUCAUGGUUUAGUGCAAGGAACUUCUUUUACAUUUACCAAGUUUAUUCAAUUAAGUGAAAGGAUUAAAUGCUGCAAGAAAAUUCCACCUAAUGCCUUUCAUCACGAGGGAAAACAUUCUCAUGAUGAAGGCGGCUUUCACUAUUGUGAUGCCAAAUCUUCUAUUUCUAUUCUAUGCUAUGUAACAAGUUAUAAUAAAAGAACUUAUAACACUAGAAACUUUUCUAUCAUUGAAGCUUCAGAGUUAGAUCUAUCAGAAUUUGAAAAUAAAGAUGUAGUACUUGCUACUGAGAAUUUCUAUAUUAUUGAAGAUAUAAAUAAAAAUGGCAAAAAAU
Molecule: messenger RNA, 5380 nt
Organism: Scutellospora calospora
Lineage: Eukaryota; Fungi; Glomeromycota; Glomeromycetes; Diversisporales; Gigasporaceae
Source: the annotation of a GenBank genome assembly